Molecule: messenger RNA, 3932 nt
Organism: Syzygium oleosum
Lineage: Eukaryota; Viridiplantae; Streptophyta; Magnoliopsida; Myrtales; Myrtaceae
Exons: 14
Coding region: 229-3276 (1015 amino acids)
Biological process (GO): protein ubiquitination
Cellular component (GO): CCR4-NOT complex
Molecular function (GO): RNA binding; ubiquitin-protein transferase activity
Source: RefSeq, a predicted model, not a curated record
GCCUUCCCUAGCUGCUUGUGCUUCUCUCUCUCGUCAUUUCGUCGUUUUUUUCGCCGGAGUCGUCGCGAUUUCUGCAUUCCCGCGGCACGCUGCCAGCUCCGAUGCAGGUCGAUUCGCGCGCGCUCCGUGCGAUUGCGCUCGAUUGAGCUGGGGAGACGUGCAGCCCGUCCGUCCGUCGCCUUGUGUUCUGUUGAGGUCGUGGCGAUAUCGGCGUCUCUCGUGAUCUUUAUGAUCUGCGCGAGGGAAACCAUGUGUGAUGAGGGAGAAAAGACCUGUCCUCUCUGUGCUGAGGAGAUGGAUUUGACGGAUCAGCAAUUGAAACCUUGCAAAUGUGGAUACGAGAUAUGUGUCUGGUGUUGGCAUCACAUAAUGGACAUGGCAGAGAAGGAUGAAACAGAGGGGCGUUGCCCAGCAUGUCGAUCACCUUAUGACAAGGAGAAGAUUGUAGGGAUGGCUGCGAACUGUGAGAGAUUGGUGGCCGAAAUUAAUACAGAGAGAAAAACGAAAUCUCAAAAGGCAAAGACGAAGUCUUCAGAGGAGAGAAAGCAAUUGGGUAGUGUUCGGGUGAUACAACGAAACCUCGUGUACAUAGUCGGCUUGCCUCUUAACUUAGCAGAUGAAGAUAUUCUUCAACAGAGAGAAUACUUUGGUCAGUAUGGGAAGGUUCUUAAAGUAUCUAUGUCUCGGACGGCUACUGGUGCCAUUCAGCAUUUUCCAAACAAUACCUGUAGUGUAUAUAUUACUUUCUCAAAAGAGGAGGAAGCAAUCCGUUGUAUUCGGUCUGUUCAUGGAUAUGUGUUGGAUGGUAGACCAUUAAGGGCAUGCUUUGGAACCACUAAGUACUGUCAUGCAUGGCUUAGAAAUGCGCCCUGCACCAACCCAGAUUGUCUCUAUCUGCACGAGACUGGAUCUCAGGAGGAUAGCUUCACCAAGGAUGAAAUAAUUUCAGCAUACACAAGGACUAGAGUCCAGCAAAUGACAGGCAACGGCUGCUGUAUGCAAAGGCGCACUGGAAGUGUAUUGCCACCUCCAUUUGAUGAUAACUGUAACAGCAGCUUGCCUUCUGCCACAAAACCAAAUAUCAAUAAUGCUUUAAAUAAUGCGGCAAGCGUGGUCAAAGUUUCUCUACCAAAUGGAACCACUGCUAGGUCAGCUACUCUUCCUACUGCAGCUUCAUGGGGACAUCGUGCUCAAGCUGCAAUUCCAGGAUGUUCUGAUAGACCCUACAAAGAGAAGUCUGAGAUGGCGAGUGGUGUACCCACAACUGUAGUAGGUGCAGAAGCAGCUCCAUAUUCUAUACCGCACGGUGAUGGGGUGAAAAAGCCACCCUUGAAUGAUCAAAAUUGUAUAGCAGCUAACAUUAUAUUGGGCUCGUCAAGUUGUUCAAAGCAGCACUAUUGUAUAGAGUCCGACUUCUCUUCGUCAGUUAAACAUGAUGUGACAGAUGGGACUCCGACUACUAAUAUUACAAGUGGCAGGUUAUCCGAUUUAGUAAGUAGCAAGGAAGGUAGAAACAUCAUUAGCAUGCCCCAGAACAAUGUAAAAUCUUCUGGCAGCACUUGGGAAUCAACCAGUACUUAUGCAGAAAAAGAAGAAUGUGCUCAAAUUAAUGGUAAGAUUCAGAAAGUGUGCUCUGACGUAUCAUCAUUAAGUGUGCAUGGAAAACUCCAGGGCGAGUCAUCAGGUGCUCCAGUGUCUACGUUUUGCAUCUCUGAUCCAGGAUGGAUUGGAUCAACGGGGAAUCAGGGUUUACUGCAACAAUCAUGCGUGGAGAACUAUAAAGAGUCUUUGCCUUUGGCAGAGGUCCGCAAUGUUCUAUCCAACAGGGACAGGGAGGUCUUUGUACCGACUGAUCAAUUGCCAACUAUGCAUUCUCAAGUUGCAGAAGAUGUAUUACGUUUCAAUAAUCAAAGACUUGAAGAUCCAGAAGUCUUUGAUUAUUCAACUUCUUUCUCUAGUUCUGGAAAUCUGUCUCAUGUGUCAAAUUGUUCCACAUCUCAUUCUUUACAGCAUAGUGAGGUGCUUGACAUCAAUAAUUUAAGUGCCGGUCUAAUACCUGUAGAUAGUAAAAUGAAAGAAAGAAGUUCAGCAAUAUCUAGUCGAUACCAUGGAAAGAUGGUAAAUGAUUGUGCUGAAUUGGAUAGAACUUCUGGAGUUAGAGAGAGGCAAUUUGGAAUGUUGCAAGGCGAUGGAUCUAAAGUUGAGAUGCAUGAUUCUUUAAAAGCAGGUGAAGGCAGUAUAAUCUCCAAUAUCUUGUCUCUGGAUUUUGAUUCAUGGAGUGACUCAUUGACCUCACCUCAGCAUUUGGCUAAUCUAUUGGGUGAAUCGGACAAGCGUGGAGGUUCUGUUAGAUCUUCGAGUUACCGAAAAGUUCAAAACAGCAACCAGUCCAGGUUCUCUUUCGCCAGACAAGAAGACUCAAUUACUCAUGCAUUUGAUGUUGAUCCGCCUUUUACUAUCACUGAGCAGAUGCCUAGAAACGGAUCUUUUGAUGAAGAUUUUGGCAAAAAUUGUCGUUCAUACUUGCAUAAUCCUGCGGUUGUUAAUGGGUCUCUUUCGAGAUUUGAGGAGGUAGGCAAUCGUGCUGCCUCUCGAUCGGUUCUUUCAUCUGUAGGUUCAAGAUCUCAGAUUUCAGCUCCACCUGGUUUUUCAGUUCCCAAUAAAGCACCUCCUCCAGGGUUUUCUUCUCAUGAGAGAACUGAUAGGAAUUUCGACACUUAUUUGGGGAACCAUUCACCUGACAUCAACUUGUUGAGAAAUUCAUAUCAGACGCAACCAAAUGCAAGUGUCAGCAGUACAGGCGACAUUGAAUUCAUGGAUCCUGCUAUUUUAGCUGUUGGCAAAGGGACGGUUCAAGGUGGUUUCAAUAGCCCAGCAUUCGAUCUUGGGUCAUUAUCUCAACAACUGAAUGCUUUUGACUGUGAUUUUGGACAUAAUUUAUUGAUGAAAAGAUCUUUGCCUGCACACUCGAAUUUAAGAUACGAGACGAGCGCUGGCUAUACUUCUCUUAAUGAUUCCUUUGACAUUGCUCCGAGGAUUUUUGAUCAGUCGCAAAUGGGAAAUGUAUCAUCUUACACACAGCUUUCUGUCCAAAGGAGUAUGUCCAAUGGCCACUGGAGUGGUUGGAACACCAUUCCUGGUGGAGAUGGUCUGGUUAUGGCCGAGCUGCUUAGAAAUGAGAGGCUUGGAAUUAAUAAGAUCUAUGACAGUCUGGAGAAUCAGAAGUAUUGCAUGCCUAGUUCAGGGGAUCUGUAUAACAGAUCAUUUGGGAUGUGAUUUCCAUCAAGCACAAUGUUUACUGAUUGUUUGUGAGGGCUGCUGUUUAUCCAUUUUGUGCAAGAUAGCACCUUACUUGAGAUGGGACAGAAUCUCGACAGCUCUCGCUGGGCCUACUGACGGAUUGAACUUUAGACAUUUGGUGGUCUUCAUGCUUCGCAGGUGAUUUCUGUCGUGGAAUAUGUGCUGAACACGUAAGAUUAGCAGUGCAGUGCGCUGCAUGAUCAACCUGGCAGUGCCCCUACUGCUGAUCACUGUCAAUAGAUGCAGACAUUGAUCUCAACCCUCUGUCUCGGGCUAACAUUGUAUCUGGAGCAAUAAUGCAGCAGGAAAUAUUGAGUAGGAAAUGUACUGGGAAUGAAUGCUCUCUUUGGUGUUCGAUUGUUACUUCGAUCUGCCUACUUGAGCACUUCCUCUUGGCCUUCUUAUCACCGACAUCAGAAGGUCGUCUGGAUUUCUGAUGGUAAUUCAUCACCAAGCUACUGUUUGGUUCUGCAUCCUUUAGGGAGUGAUGCGUUGCAGUACACACUUAUUGCUAUCAGCUCCUUGUUAUACUAAGCAAACGGAUGUAAAAUUCUUGUCAGUGUGUUCAUGUUCAUGUUGAAUUGAUUGACCUAAAAUAGUAUUAAGACCAAUUCAGUACCAGUUGAGUUUCA